AUGCAUAUCCAGUCGAUUCCCAUGUGGACGGGGAGUAGCGACAACUACGCCUACCUCGUUACCGACGAGAAGUCGAAAGAUGCUGUCAUCAUCGACCCCGCGCACCCCGAGGAGGUCUCUCCUGUCCUGAAGCAGGCUGUUCAGGACGGCAAGAUCAACCUGACGGCUAUUGUCAAUACGCACCAUCACUGGGAUCACGCCGGUGGCAACAAGAAGCUGCUGGGCGAUCUGGAAACUCCGGACCUGCCCAUCAUCGGCGGCAAGGACUGCGACGGCGUCACCAAGACCCCGGGUAACGGCGAGGGCUUUAGCAUUGGGAGCAUUGCGGUGAAGGGCUUGUACACGCCGUGUCAUACCCAGGACAGCAUCUGCUGGUUCAUGCAGGAUGGCGAGGAGAAGGCUGUCUUCACCGGAGACACGCUCUUCCAUGGUGGCUGCGGGAGGUUCUUCGAGGGUAACGCAGAGGAGAUGCACACGGCUCUGAACAAGACCCUGGCAUCGUUGCCAGAUGAGACCAAGGUCUACCCUGGCCACGAGUACACGAAGGCCAACGUCAAAUUCGGCAUCUCGGUCCUCCAGAGCGCGGCGGUCAAGAAGCUGCAGUCCUUCGCCGAGAACAACAAGGAAACGCAAGGCAAAUUCACAAUCGGUGAUGAGAAGCAACACAAUGUCUUCAUGAGAGUAGAGGAUCCCGAGAUUCAGAAGGCUACUGGUCAGACAGAGCCGGUCGAGGUCAUGGCUAAGCUACGGGAGAUGAAGAACAACUUCAAGUGA
Messenger RNA from Anthostomella pinea, 774 nucleotides. NCBI's taxonomy places the organism in Eukaryota, Fungi, Ascomycota, Sordariomycetes, Xylariales, Xylariaceae. The record is from the annotation of a GenBank genome assembly.